UUACAAGCUACCCUUGAAGGCCAUACCGAAAAAGUCUGCUCCCUUGCUAUUUCGCAUAACGGAUUAUUUCUGGCGUCGGGCUCUGAAGAUAAUACAGUUAAAGUAUGGAAUAUUGCAUCUGGGAAUCUAAUGCAUACUUUAACCGGUCAUCAUGAAUAUGUGUAUGGAUUAGCUAUUACUGCAGACAAUCAAGAAGUCGAUAGCGAUGACGAAGAUGAAAAUAGUAAUUGGUAUGCAGUACUUGUAUGGAGCUUAGAAAGUGGAAAAUUAAUUAGAUAUAUGGAUGGCCAUACCAAAGAAAUCACUGCAGUAGCUGUGGAUUCUUCUAGUACAUUUGCUAUAUCAAGUUCCAGAGAUAAAACAGCUCGUAUUUGGGAUUUAAAUCAUUACUAUUGUCUGCCAAAAUUAAGUGGCCAUGAACGUAAUAUUUGGUGUCUAGCAGUAACUGAGGAUGAGAAAUAUGCUGUUUCUGGUGCUUGGGAUAAAACUUUAAUUGUGUGGGAAUUAGCGACUUUCGAGAUCUAUGGUAAAAUGGUUGGGCAUACUGACAUCGUAAAAUCGCUACAGUUGUCGAAGAAUAAAUAUUUGGCUGCUAGCGGCGCUAGUGAUAAUACUGUUCGAUUAUGGGAUUUUUCUACACCACAAUGUCAACUGAUUUAUACUUUGGAAGGCCAUACAGCAACCAUUGAUCGCCUAGCCUUU
This is a messenger RNA of Trichoplax adhaerens, 702 nucleotides long. RefSeq lists its product as uncharacterized. NCBI's taxonomy places the organism in Eukaryota, Metazoa, Placozoa, Uniplacotomia, Trichoplacea, Trichoplacidae. The annotation marks the transcript as partial. The transcript has 3 exons. Gene Ontology annotation, molecular function: protein binding. The record is from RefSeq and is a predicted model, not a curated record.